Pseudoliparis swirei is the source of this 3594-nucleotide messenger RNA. RefSeq names its product phosphatidylinositol glycan anchor biosynthesis, class L (gene pigl). Gene Ontology annotation, biological process: GPI anchor biosynthetic process. NCBI's taxonomy places the organism in Eukaryota, Metazoa, Chordata, Actinopteri, Perciformes, Liparidae. Gene Ontology annotation, molecular function: N-acetylglucosaminylphosphatidylinositol deacetylase activity. The coding region runs from base 2854 to 3240 and encodes 128 amino acids. Gene Ontology annotation, cellular component: endoplasmic reticulum. The transcript is spliced from 6 exons. The record is from RefSeq and is a predicted model, not a curated record.
CGGUGAAUGUACCUCCGGCGGGGGUGGCGAGCGGUGUCCGGGAAGUGGUAUAGUAUAGGCGGAGGAGCAGAUCGGUGGAAUCUGAAUUGGAGGAGCUCCGCGCUCAAGUAGUGGAUCAGGGGUGAGACUGGGAGUAUUACGAAGGACAGGACAGUCCACAGGAGCACAAAGCUCACAGCAAGCUUGUAGAUCCACAUGAUCCACGGACAGAUGUUCACCGAGCAGCGUAGCUGUCAGCGUUCGGGUAGGUAGGACGACAAACUCGCUGUAAACACAAUUCUAACUAAACUAAACGGCUUGACAGUAAGCCCAGGAUAGAGACUAGUUCGCCAGAAGUAGGUGGUCUGCUGCAAACUGUGCAAAAAAUCGUAGAAACUUUAAAAAUAUAAAACAACCGGAGAGUGUUAUUGUAAGUCACUUCACGGAAUUCAACCGGCCUCGUCAAUCUAUAAUACUAACAUACAGUCACUCUCAUGCAACAUACAUUAAUUCUUGCCAUUUGCAUAGAGUAAACAUUACCCCUAUGCUUCAUAAUACAUUAAUAACAAUAUCAAUAUUCUCCCUAAUAUUUUCUAUUAUAAUAUCUUUCUAUAUGUAUUAAUUUAAAACAUAAGACCUCUGCAGAUGUUAUCAAAAUAAACUAUUACAACUUAACAACAUCAUGGUUAAAAUAUAACAUCUUUUUCUCUCACUUCACUGAACACCGUCGAGUGCAGUAAAAUAUGUACAGCUGUAGUUCUUUUGGCGUGGCUGUAAAUGCCUCUGAGUUAAAACAGUCUUCAGUCUUGACUAUUGUCAUUUCACAGUCAACGCCGUGAGCAGAACUGUGAACAGUAUUGUCGGCCCAAUUCUCGAGGAACUUGCUCUUAUUCUGUGUUUUGCUGUUGAUGCAGCUGUAGGACUUUCUGUCUCCUGGCUCUGGCUAUUGGCAAGGUCAAGUUACAGAGAGCACAGUGGUAAAAGGUGAUGUUGAAAAUGGGGGGGUUCUUUCUUUUCCCCCAAGUGGAUCAAGUCUGCAGCUUCACUUAAAUGUUUUGCGCUUCUAAGAACUUUGUGGCUGCCUACAUGUGAGUCUCUAUAUGUUGGCUCACCAGGAGAGCUGCAUGAACUCUGGGACCAACCUGGAGCUCAAAGUAAUAAGCUGGCAGCAUGCCCAGGUUGUCUGCCCUUGAGAACAUUGUUGGUGUGUGUGUGUUUUUUUCAAACACAUGCACAGAUGUUACAGUUUCAUCAUCUUGUGCACACAGAAUAUAGCUGAACUUUGAUCUCAGUGCUGUCUGCACUUCUACUGAACUGGAGUGUAGCCCAUUUUCCCUUUCUGUGUAUUCGGUUGUUUGCCCAAAACACACACCAAAUCAGCACUUUGAGAGCCCCGCUCAUUUCCAACCAAUUAUUUCCUCCUCUCUCACACUCAUUGCUCUCCCUCUCUGGUCAACUCCUCCUCUUCUUCCUUAUACUUUUCCUCUUGCCCAUGUCUGCUGAAGCCAACUGCCAAGGCCUGUGGGAUACAUUUUGGCAAUGCUAGUGUAGGUCAUUCGAAACAUCUUUUCCUCCUUGUGUGUCUGUACAUGGCGAGCCACACUUUGGCUUUGCUCCUCACCUUUUUCUGCCAAAGUAUGUGCAGAUGUGCACCCAAUGUCUCAACCUCGGCCUGUUUUUCUCACUGGCCAUUUUAUCGUGCACGAAGAGAGAUGCAGGGCCAAUGUUGGGAGGCGGUCCAUUUCUUGUGUUUACACCUCAAACGGAAAGCCCCGAGCAUUUUGACGACGAUCACUAGUGCUGCGCAGCGAAGUCAUCAAAGAUAACGUCAAGCCUAAAACAAGCUAGGAAUAUGAGCAUUUUUAGCUCAAGACCGGAUAUUUUUAUGUGACUAAACCUGGACCAGAUACUCAGUUUGUGGGCUCAAAACUUGGCAACAGUUUUUAUGCCACGCUGGGUAUUUAUAUUUCUCUGUAAUGUCAACAUAAACCAGGAAGGGUGCUAUACCUUAGGAAGUCAGCCUUGACACAUGUCACUGUUCUCUACGUUGGACUUUGCUCACUUGUUCACUUUGUUGCAACAGUUUUGCAUAAAACCCAUCGUGAUGAGUCAUUUGUUCUCGCAGUGAUGUUUCAAUUUCUUUCUUGGAGGAUUUUCUUUUAAAUCUUGUGCAUGAGGUGAUGUGAAACGAUACACACCCUGCGAAUGGUUUCGCACCAUUCUAAUGAGCCACAGGUGGCGGUAACACGGCAAGAUGCAAAAAUAAAGCAGUCAGUGCCAGACUAGAUGAAUGCCAACGUGUAUUUGUUUGCGAUAUGGGCUGUGUCAUUAUCUCAUUGCUCAGGGUUGUGUGAUGGAGCCACUGGACUUUGGUUUUUCCUCAACUCCCAGCAGGCCCUGUGGGUUACGUUUCAUGAUGACAGAGCCAUGUGAGACUUGCCCACUCGCAACCGUAUCCUGCGGAAACAACCGCUAGCCACACGGGAAUUCUGUUCUAAAACAGGAUUUUUCCCUUUUAAUGCUCACUGAACAGAACAGCUGUGUAGACAGUAUCUGGGGCCCCAGUGCAUGUUGGGGCCUUUGUGAUCAAGCUCGAUCUGGGCACGCUCUGCUGCCUCUCCACUUGCCCUGGCUUGACCUCUGUCUCCCUGGACUCCAUUAUAGCUGCUCACUGCAAAAAUCCGACGGCUUCUUCAUGCAUUAUCAGUCUGAAGUGACACAACUCUCCAGCUCCUGCACCUCCUCUCUUUUCGGACUUGAAUCUGACUCCGUUCUUGCUGACACACUUCAGAUUUUCAAAGUAAACGAAAGCUUCCAGACGACCCCAAAGCAGAAUGGAGCGUCUCACUGGUCUCCUCUAUAAUCGCGCAGCACAUGAGAGCUCGCUCCUUCAACGUGGUGCUGACCUUCGAUGGGAGCGGAGUGAGCAGCCAUGCCAAUCAUACAGCCAUCCAUAAAGCUGUCAGCCGUCUCGCUUUCACCGGACAAGUACCCAAUGACUGCCGUUUGCUCUCCCUGGUGACCGUUGGCCUCCUCAGGAAGUACAUCUCCUUCCUGGAGCUCCCCUUCAGCUGGCUGCUGCCCUCAAGCCUCCGCUGCAUUGUCGGCCCACAGGGCUACAGGCGAGCCAAAGAUGCCAUGUUUUGCCACCGCUCUCAACUCCUGUGGUUUCGUUACCUCUACAUCAUCUUCUCGCGCUACAUGUUCGUCAACACGUUCCAAAUGAUCCCACAAGGACCGACCAACCUGAAGAUGUAUUGAGUUGUUAGUCCUGCUGCCCAACUCCUCGAUUUCCGUGGUAGGAGUGCCUUUAGUUUACAAAUCUGAUGAGCCGUUUUGCUCACUGUGAAUAAAAGACUCUGCAGUACUGUAUUGGCUAAAGUAGCCGGAAUAUUGUUUUUGUAGAAACUUUCCACGAACAAAGCCGACACUAAUUUUGAAACAAGAAAACGUCUUAUUCAUUUUGUUGGUCCAGAAACGUCUUUAUUGUCUUUACACUGUAUAAACACAACACUAGGGUUUGGAUGGGUUGAGUUGAUUGUCUUCUUUCUUUAUAUGUUGACAAUACUGUUACAUCAAUAAUAAUAAUAAUAAAGUCCCAUCACAGUGUUGUUA